AGUUUUGAUUACUAUAAAUGGCAGCUAAAGCGCUUGGGAAAGCACAUCUUCAAGAUGAUGUCUUUCAUGAUAAUUCUUGGGAUGGUGGCUGCAACUGCAGUUGCCAUGCCCACAAAUGUGCCUGAUUGUUCUGGUGAGGGCAGGUUCCCCAACCCAAAUACGUGUGGUGGAUUCUACGACUGCAUACAAGAUGACAAUGGGGGCUAUGAAUUAUCUUUUGAUGACUGUAAUGGAUUCGUCUUCAACACUACCUCCAGGACGUGCAGCAGUGAGAUGUGUCUUUCAAGGAGUGAGCGGAGUGUGACUAAUGCAUAUCCCAGGUACUCUUACUUGUGUGAAGGUCAGCCUGAUGACUUUGUGUGCGCCGACUGCAGAACCAUGGUCAUGUGUGUGAAAGGUCAGGCCUUUGCCCGCCAGUGCAUCAGUGGGAGGUCUUGUAGUAUCAAGGCAGCCUUUGGGGGUGCAGUGUGCUACCCAGGUCAUCCUGCUGCAUGCACCUGCCAGAGCGCGGACUCGUUUGUCCGCGAUCUGUAUGACCCACAGAAGUUCUUCAGCUGCUCUGGCAUCGGAGUACUCCCCGAGAUCCACGUUUGCCCUGAUGGCAUGGUGUUUGACGAGACCCUUGUGCAGUGUCGCAACCAAGCCAGUCUUCCAGCUUGCAGACGGCCUGGUGUCUUUGCAAACCUUGAUGACUGCUCUGAAUAUUACUCGUGCAUCUCGCUUCAAUCUGGGUGGCUGCAGAGGCUGUUCAUGUGCCCAAAUGGAACCUUGUUCAACGAGGCAACGGGAGCUUGUGAAGAUCCUUGCAAGCGGACAAUGGUGUGCUAUGAGGAAGGCAGGUUCCCAGAUCCCCUCGACCGCCGUAGCUACUACGAAUGCCUGAUUAUUGUGGGCUGAUGAAGCG
Penaeus vannamei (Pacific white shrimp) is the source of this 904-nucleotide messenger RNA. The record is from RefSeq and is a predicted model, not a curated record. NCBI's taxonomy places the organism in Eukaryota, Metazoa, Arthropoda, Malacostraca, Decapoda, Penaeidae.